This is a messenger RNA of Vidua chalybeata, 937 nucleotides long. It is a transcript of the gene NDUFB3, whose product is annotated as NADH:ubiquinone oxidoreductase subunit B3. Bases 169 to 465 code for a protein of 98 amino acids. Gene Ontology annotation, biological process: mitochondrial respiratory chain complex I assembly; electron transport chain. Gene Ontology annotation, cellular component: mitochondrion. The record is from RefSeq and is a predicted model, not a curated record. Lineage: Eukaryota; Metazoa; Chordata; Aves; Passeriformes; Viduidae. The transcript is spliced from 3 exons.
AGCGGUCUCACGGCCCCUGUGUCCGCACCGGGCCAGCGGGGAGAGCCGGAACGGAAGCUUCCCGGAACCUGCGUGGCUGGCCCGCGCUUCCUGUAGCGGCUGGUCCUGGCCUGGGUUCCGGUUCCGGGUGGCGGCCGCGUCCUGAGCAGGGUCGCGGAGCGGGCAGGUAUGGGACACGGAAGUGACCACGGCCACGGCCAUGACAAAGUGGAACUCCCUGACUACAGGCAGUGGAAGGUGGAGGGAACUCCCCUCGAGGAGGUGCAGAGAAAGCUGGCUAGGCGGGGUCUGAGGGAUCCGUGGGCUCGUAAUGAAGUUUGGAGGUACCAGGGUGGCUUUGCAAGACCUAUCACCGUAAUAGAAAUCUUUACCAGGGGACUCAAGUGGGGAGCUGCAGCUUUUGUCAUAGCUCUGGGCAUUGAAUAUUCACUGUUUCCUCCAAAGAAGAAUGGAGGCCACCACUGAAGAUCAAAUAUGACAACUUAAUACUUACUAAUCAUAAGCUGAAGCAUAUAUAAGCCUGCUGAUCACUCUGUACUUAUAAUAUGCAUAUUAAAGUCUAUCACAGGCAAACCUGUGUUUCUUUGAUCUUAUUAUACUUCUGUGAAAGGAUCAAAAAACAUGGCCAGAGCAAUUUAACUGCCUUCGAGCUGGGGGGAAAAAACCAACUCAAUGGCUCUUGGGUUUGCUGUACUACCUUUUAAAGAGCAAGAUAAACUAUCAGACCAGUUCUUUCCAAGCCCUGCCAAGAUUCUUUUAAAUGAAACUGAGAAGUUUUUGCUUUUAAGAGAAAAUUUGUACCAUAUUUAUUACAGGUUUAAAAACUAUUAUUUCCCAGUAAGUAGUAAUGAAUGACUUGUCAUUUCUUGAAGUGUUGGUUACUAUUUGCUCUUAUGUCUCUAAAUGAAAAUAAAUAUUAACUUAAAGCUUUAAAAUC